This is a messenger RNA of Grus americana (Whooping crane), 1121 nucleotides long. Its product is annotated as C-type lectin BpLec-like. Bases 452 to 970 code for a protein of 172 amino acids. Lineage: Eukaryota; Metazoa; Chordata; Aves; Gruiformes; Gruidae. The record is from RefSeq and is a predicted model, not a curated record. The transcript has 7 exons. Gene Ontology annotation, molecular function: signaling receptor activity.
CGAGCUGGUCUCAGCGGGAGCACGGGACCCCCGGUUCGGGGCAGAGCGGAGGAGGUGCAGCAGCGAGCCCACCUUCCAGGAAAGCAGAAGUGGCCCGGCUCUUCCAGGAAGGCUGUCCUGCCCCGCACCCUCCCCGCGCCGCAGCCAUAAAAGCCGCGCGUGCCCGGCCCGGGGAGCUCCCGCCGGCGCAGCCCUCGCCCCGGCAGACGGACGGACCCCGUGGGGAACCGGGCCACCCCGGGACGUGGGUCGCUCACCCGGAGACGUGUCGCCCGCCGGCCAGUCCCGCUGCCGGGAGCCGUCUGGGACUCGUGACCUGCCUGUGACCUGUCCCCAGGGCGGCCACCGCCGCUCGGUCCCCAAACGUCGUCCCGACCUUCCCGCCUGCCUGCCCCGUGCCACCUUGGCGAGUGCCUUCCCCUGCCUGCAUCUCCUUCACCCUGCAGAAGAGAUGAGUGCGGGGCCCCAGCUCCCCCCGUGCCUGCUCGGCGUCCUGCUCCUCCUGGCCGUCCUGGGAGGUGCCACCGCCAGCACUGCCGACCCCGCGCGAUGGAGGCCGCGGGCAGCCAGCUGCCCCCAGAAAUGGCUCUACUACCGGGGGUACUGCUACGGGUACUUCAUCGAGAGGAGGACCUGGGCCGAGGCUGAGGCCGAGUGCACGCGGUACGGCCCCAGGGGGCGGCUGGCCUCCAUCCACAGCCUGGGGGCCAGCAGGGUCCUCGCCCACUACAUCUCCGGGCAGAGGGACGGCACCAACACCUGGAUCGGGCUGCAGGACGAGGAGCACAGCCGGCGGUGGAAGUGGUCGGAUAACUCCAUCUUCGACUACAAGCGCUGGGCCCCGGGGCAGCCCAACAACCUGUGGGACAAGGAGGACUGCGUGGUGCUCGACAAGUCCUCGGGUUUCGAGUUCUGGCACGACUACCCCUGUAACAGCCAGUUCCCCUUCCUGUGCCAGCACCAGCUCUGAGGGGUGUCUGGACCCCCUGGCUCUGGGGUCUCGGGGUGCCCCUGCACCCCCCCCUCCCUGCCACCCCCCGUGCCCCUCCCUGCCUGCCGCCUCCCUGGGGCCCCGCCGGCUCCCCCGCACACCCGGCGGGCAAUAAACCUUGGCUUGUGCA